ACAGAGGAAGAGAGCUUGAAACACAAAUCACGCGCACAAAUCGUCUCUUCUGAGUUUCUCGCCGGAGCCAUUGUCCAUUGUCAUUGCCAUUACACAACCAAAUUGCUUUUCCCUCUCUUGUUAGGGUUUCGUUCGAUCAUAUAACAUUCCUUUCUGACGCGGUAAUCCGAAUUCUCAGCUUCUUUCUACAAACGCUUUUCUUUCACAUUCUGAUUCCUCUCUCCCAUUCUCUCCGUUCCCAAAUCCCUAAAAUCCUCUUGUUUCUGCCACCUCAUCGAUUUUAUUGCUUUCUCCUUAGAAACGCUUGUAACCGAGGAAUUGAGAUGCCCGGAGGAAAUCCUUUCGUUUUCUUCACGGAUUUGAAGCGAACUGAUUGAGAAUGCAUAGAAAGAUUGUUGUUAACCAUUGAGGUAAGGAAAUGGAUUCUGCAAGGAGUUGGCUUCAGAAGUUCCAGCCUCGGGAUAAAACGAGGGGUGCUGCAAAGAAGAAAGAGGAGGAUAGUAAUGGAGGUAAUUAUGAAUCGAAUGGACCUGAGGAUGAAGCAUCGCUUUCAAGUGCCACGAAGCAGAAGGUGGCAGCUGCAAAGCAGUACAUUGAAAACCAUUAUAAGGAGCAAAUGAAGAAUCUUCAGGAGAGGAAGGAGCGUCGAACCACCUUGGAAAAGAAGUUGGCUGAUGCUGAUGUCUCUGAAGAAGAUCAAAACAACCUGCUUAAAUUUUUAGAGAAAAAGGAAACUGAAUAUAUGCGCCUUCAGAGGCAUAAGAUGGGUGUUGAUGAUUUUGAGUUAUUGACUAUGAUCGGAAAAGGUGCAUUUGGGGAGGUCAGAGUCUGUAGGGAGAAGACGACUGGUCAUGUAUAUGCAAUGAAAAAACUAAAGAAAUCAGAGAUGCUUCGCAGAGGCCAGGUUGAACAUGUCAAAGCUGAAAGGAACCUCCUUGCAGAGGUUGACAGCAAUUGCAUAGUCAAACUUUAUUGUUCUUUCCAAGAUGAAGAAUAUCUGUAUCUUAUUAUGGAGUAUCUACCUGGUGGGGAUAUGAUGACUCUACUUAUGAGAAAGGAUAUCUUGACUGAAGAUGAAACCAGAUUUUAUGUAGGAGAAACAGUUUUGGCUAUUGAAUCUAUACAUAAACACAAUUAUAUACAUAGGGAUAUCAAGCCAGACAACUUAUUACUAGAUAGAUAUGGACACUUAAGGCUGUCAGAUUUUGGACUUUGUAAACCAUUAGAUUGUAGUACACUUGAAGAAAAAGACUUUUCUGUGGGUCAGAAUGCGAAUGGACCUACACAGUCUGAUGAGCGUGCAGCUCCAAAACGCUCACAACAGGAACAAUUGCAACAUUGGCAAAAGAAUAGGAGGACACUCGCUUAUUCCACAGUUGGUACACCGGAUUAUAUUGCUCCAGAAGUUCUUUUGAAGAAAGGUUAUGGGAUGGAAUGUGAUUGGUGGUCACUUGGAGCUAUUAUGUAUGAAAUGUUGGUGGGAUAUCCACCUUUUUAUUCUGAUGAUCCAAUGUCAACAUGUAGGAAGAUAGUAAACUGGAAAUCUCACUUGAAAUUUCCUGAAGAAGCUAGACUAUCCCCUGAGGCUAAAGAUCUUAUUAGUAAACUUUUGUGUAAUGUCAACCAGAGGUUGGGGUCAAAAGGUGCAGAUGAAAUAAAGGCUCAUCCAUUCUUCAAAGGUCUUGAAUGGGAUAAACUUUAUCACAUGGAAGCUGCAUUUAUUCCUGAGGUCAAUGAUGAGUUAGAUACUCAGAACUUUGAAAAGUUUGAUGAGUCGGACAGCCAAAGUCAAUCAUCAUCUAGAGCUGGUCCAUGGAGGAAGAUGCUUUCGUCUAAGGACUUGAAUUUUGUUGGAUAUACGUACAAGAACUUUGAAAUUGUCAACGAUUAUCAAGUUCCUGGGAUGGCUGAACUUAAGAAGAAACCUUCCAAAUCCAAGAGACCAUCUAUCAAGUCGCUUUUUGAAACACCAGAGGCAUCUGAGGAGGAACCACAUACUCCUGUGGGUAAUCAACCUGCUCAAGGAAGCUUUUUAAAUCUCUUGCCGCCCCAAUUAGAGGGGUCUCAUAGCCAGAAGAAUCAUCCUCCUAGGUCCUAACUACACAAUCUCAUGAUCUAUCCGAAUACUCAACGAAUGGCUUUUACAAAUCUUUUUUCUCAGUGGACACAACUAUUGAAUUGUAAAUCUCUUGUUGUUCCGUGUACUUUGUCAAAUACCCAUGUCAGUGAAUACUGGAUACCAUGUAUAUUCCUGUUGUCUUUUGCAUUAAUGAUAGCAGAACAUUUUUCUUCCUGUGACACUAGUGUAACGACUCACUGACAAGUUAAUUUUGCUGAACAAGACCUGUGUGAAUUAUUUGUUCAUUAAUGUCAAUAAUGUGUAAUUUGUGAUGGUUAGUUUAUUAAUAUAAUUGCCAUGGACUUUUC
This is a messenger RNA of Abrus precatorius (Indian licorice), 2427 nucleotides long. RefSeq names its product serine/threonine-protein kinase tricorner-like. The transcript has 14 exons. Lineage: Eukaryota; Viridiplantae; Streptophyta; Magnoliopsida; Fabales; Fabaceae. Bases 419 to 2098 code for a protein of 559 amino acids. Gene Ontology annotation, biological process: intracellular signal transduction; peptidyl-serine phosphorylation. Gene Ontology annotation, molecular function: protein serine/threonine kinase activity; ATP binding. The record is from RefSeq and is a predicted model, not a curated record.